This is a messenger RNA of Aricia agestis (brown argus), 948 nucleotides long. RefSeq names its product parkin coregulated gene protein homolog. Lineage: Eukaryota; Metazoa; Arthropoda; Insecta; Lepidoptera; Lycaenidae. Bases 118 to 885 code for a protein of 255 amino acids. Gene Ontology annotation, molecular function: Hsp90 protein binding; Hsp70 protein binding. The record is from RefSeq and is a predicted model, not a curated record. The transcript has 5 exons.
CGGGGCUCGGCCGAGAGCAAAUUUACUUUCUUAUUUUAUUACUCGUGUAAACAUUUUAGAUCGAUAUUAUCGGAUUAUUUACUUUCGUUGUGUAUCAUGUUUUUUUGAGGGACAAAAAUGGUGUUGCUACCGCCUUGCGUUCCGGACAUGUGCGGGAAAGAUUUCCGGGCGACUUUGAAGAAACCGAGCCCGAAUUAUCCUCACAAAACGAAGAAGUACCGAUUGGUGCCGGCGUUCACGAUACAAGCGAUGCAGAAAAACACAAAGGUCAUCCCUCCCCCGAAAUGCAGCGUGUUCGACCCUUUGCCGCCGAAGUCGACAAUGUUCAGGAGCUGCUAUCAAAGAGGGGAGUUCCCCGUCUGUAUCGAGUUCACUACGUACGGGAAACGGCUCAACUGGAAGGUACCGAUCGAGAAGUUGGAUUUUCACCAUUAUCUUCCAAUGUUUUUCGACGGUCUCGCCGAACCGACUUACCCAUUCAGUUUUAUCGUAGAACAAGGAAUAAACGACCUAGUCACUAAAGGCUCUUACAAAAUACUCCCAGUGGUACCUCAGCUGAUCAUACCGAUCAAAAACGCGCUGGCUACGAAGCGGCCCAACGUGAUCUGCCACGCGCUGCGAUGUGUGCAGAUGAUUGUGACGGGCUGUGACAAGGUGGGCGAGGCACUAGUGCCCUACUACAGGCAAAUACUGCCCACACUUAACCUCUUCAAGAAUAGAAAUACCAACAUCGGCUCCAAUAUCGAUCACACGGCCAGCAGAGGUGAGAACGUGGCGGACAUGAUCGAAGACACGCUCCAGAUACUGGAGCGGUACGGCGGGCCCGACGCGUUCAUCAACAUCAAAUACAUGAUACCCACCUACGAGUCCUGCGUGAUGAACUGAGGCCUGCUAUCUUUUGUAUCAGACGUGGUAUUAACAAAACAUACACAGUGUGAACCUUGAAGA